Molecule: messenger RNA, 1251 nt
Organism: Lathyrus sativus (Indian pea)
Lineage: Eukaryota; Viridiplantae; Streptophyta; Magnoliopsida; Fabales; Fabaceae
Source: the annotation of a GenBank genome assembly
AUGGGUUGCUCAGCUUCAAAAACAACAACCAUAGUUGCAAACAAGAAUCCAGAAGAUCCAACAACACCUUCUGUCUCUUUUCAAUCUUCAUCUUCCUCAACUUCUUCAUUCUCCCCUUCUUAUGCUUCUCAAUACUUCAAUUCUUCACCACCUGUUAGAAAAGCUUUGUCACUAACAAUGCCUCUUAUCCAUCACCCUCCAACCAAAAAGGGUGACACUCACCAUCUUGUUUCCUUAACCUCCACCACCUAUGGUUCUCUUCUCUUAAUUGACCAAAAAGUUCCUAACUUUACGUCUAUUGAACAACCCCAUCUCACCAAAACUUCUCAAAACGAUGAAGAACAAUCACUUUCUCCGGAUUCUGUUAUCAACACUUGGGAACUCAUGGAUGGUUUGGAUGAACAUGAAGAUUCUAUUGUUCAUAAAGCUUUAAUCUUUGAUAACCCAGUGAGUUUCUCAGAUAAACACAGUUCAUGCAGGUACACAGCAUUUGAUGGGUCUGCAAAAAAGAAUCUUCUUGAUUCAUUUGAAUCACUGAAAGCUUCGGAAGCGGUAAUGGAAGAAAAAAGUUCCAAAUCUUUUGUUAAGAAACCACUUUGGAAGCAUUUAUCAGAAGAAGCUUUGUUAGCUAAGUUGGAUCCAAGUGUUGCUUGGAGUUACAGAAGAGCAUUAUCUUCAAGACAACUAGGUUGCAACAACAACAAUAACCGGUUAAGAAACGUAAGAUCAAUGGAAUCAAGUCCUAUGAACCCUUGUUCUUCUUUGUUUGGUAAAAGCUUGUGUCUUUUACCAGGAACAGAAGACAGAAUAGUUGUUUACAGCACAAGUUUGCGAGGGAUUCGAAAGACUUACGAAGAUUGUUGUUCGGUGAGGAUGAUUUUGAGAGGAUUUAGAGUUACGGUCGAUGAAAGAGACAUUUCUAUGGAUUCAUCUUACAGAAAGGAGUUACAGAAUGCACUUGGUGGAAAAUCAGUAGUGACAUUGCCACAGGUUUUUAUCAGAGGCAAACACGUUGGAAAUGCAGAGGAUUUGAGACAAUUGAAUGAAUCCGGUGAAUUGGCGAAACUAUUGAGUGGUUUUCCAACUCAAGAUCUUUGGUUUGUUUGUGAUAAAUGUGGAGAUGCAAGGUUUGUGCCUUGUGAUAAUUGCAAUGGUAGCAGGAAAGUGUUUGAGGAAGAACAAGGGAAGUUGAAAAGGUGUGUUCAUUGUAAUGAGAAUGGAUUGAUAAGAUGCACAAGCUGUUGUUCAUGA